Pieris rapae (cabbage white) is the source of this 3402-nucleotide messenger RNA. RefSeq names its product nose resistant to fluoxetine protein 6-like. Lineage: Eukaryota; Metazoa; Arthropoda; Insecta; Lepidoptera; Pieridae. The record is from RefSeq and is a predicted model, not a curated record. Bases 182 to 2428 code for a protein of 748 amino acids. The transcript has 13 exons. Gene Ontology annotation, molecular function: acyltransferase activity, transferring groups other than amino-acyl groups.
GAACGUCGACUCAGGCGCAACUCUGUGUAUUCCGUGUUUUCGCGUAACAUUUUCCUAAUAAGAGCUUGUUUAAGAGGAAGUGUUUUCCGCGUGCAUACGAGUUUUAAAUUUUAUAAAAGACUAGCAGUAUGCGUGACAAGUUCUGAGAUCCGUCUGUAUAGCGAUUAAACAGACAAAUUGGAUGUGCUUAAAUAUGUGUGAAUUCCAGAGGCUUGUGACAAUUUUAGUGUUAGUGAGUGCAGUGGGUGCUAGUAAUGACACUGUGCGAAAUGGCUCGCGAAUGGCGUGGAUGAAAGAUUUAUUGGACCACCAUGACUGGUUAGAAUUGCUUAGUGCUAACCGAACAGUGUCGCCUGAGUGCGAAGCCGAUUUGAAAACGUAUAUCAACGCUCUUAAUGCCGGAGACCUAUGGGCUUCCAAGAUAUACGAUGCAUCAGGCCAGUACAGCCCCAACAUUCUCUUUGGCAACGAGUACUGGCUGGGGUCGCAAAACGCUUGUUACGACCUCCAACUCAAGCAGUACUACGACCAAGUGCCACCAUUCCCCACCACCUUCUUCGUGGCCAAGAUCAACUUGACCGUCGAUGGAGAUCAUAUACCAAUGACAAGAUCAAUGCUGGUGGGGCAAUGUAUGCCGUUAUCCUGUGACAACAAAGAUGUCAAGGCUUUACUACUAGCUGCGGAGACCAAUGCUGCCAACCGUGCUUUAGCAGCCAACAUAACAGCCACAGCACAAACACUUUACGUGCGCCCGGUACCUGGACCAUACAAUUUCCUUGAAGAUUUCAAGUUUCACAUCAUAGGGGCAGUCAUCAUUAUAGCUUCGUUAUGGAUGUUGGCGGCAUCUCUCUACGAAGCUCAGCUGGAGCGCCGAUACAGAACCGAACAGAAACAUGACCUUGAACUCGCCAACAACAAUCAUAAGCUACCACCUAAUUCUCCUAGCUGCAAUGACAGUAUUGGAGAAGAAAUUAAAGACAAGGAACUUCGACGAGAGAGAUGUGGUGUGUGGUCGGAAAUUCUGCUGUCGUUCUCCAUUCUAUCAAACGGGAGAGCUAUUCUUAGCACCCGGCGCCCCAACGACGGGGCUCUAACCUGCCUACAUGGAAUGAGGUUCUUGUCAGUGUUAUGGGUGAUAAUGGUACAUACGUACUUAACAAUAUUUUACAUAGCAGACAAUAAACAAAUGAGAGUCGUCACAGAGAGGAACUUUCUAUACCAAUCAGUUGGUAAUGCUUCAUACUGUGUUGAUACCUUCUUUUUUAUUAGUGGCCUGUUAGUAACCGUACUAUUCCUACGCACCGAAGAUAAGAAAACGAAACGUAAAACCGAGAAAAGAGAUAAAGACGUGAAUAAAAAUAUCAAUGGCUACACCAACUCCGCCUUAUCAGUAUCCAUAAGCGAACAAUCCUUUUACGAAGAUGUCUUGGAUAAACCCAAAUCGAAGAUAGAGCUCUCUCGAAUGACACGAUCUUUCUUCGUCCUACUUUCAUAUAGAUUGGUGAGGCUGACGCCAGCAUAUGCCUUCGUUAUAGGAAUAAACGAGCUUGCUUUACGAUACACGCAUAACCAUACAGUGUUCGAGCCGGCCAUCUUUGACCACAUCACAUGUGAGAAAUAUUGGUGGAGGAAUGUGCUGUAUAUCAACAACUUGUUCCCGCAGAAGGACAUGUGCAUGGUGUGGUCUUGGUAUAUGGCCAAUGAUACGCAAUUUUACGUCGUUGGUAUUAUACUGCUAUUAAUUUCGGUUAAGCACAUGAAAUUCGCAACAAUUUCACUCGUUUUGGUUCUGGCAAGCUCUUGGAUAACUACCAUAUACAUAUCAGUAUGGCACCAGUACAAAGCUCGGAUUCAGGAACCCUUCGAAAUGUUUGAUCCUCUUUACGACAAGCCGUGGUCAAGAAUUGGGCCGUACUUGAUCGGUAUGAUGGUCGGCUGGUAUUUACACAGAACAAAGUGUCAAGUGAAAAUACCUUGUUGGUUGGUGGCUAUUGGAUGGCCUGCAUCUAUUGCAAUCAUUGGAAGCCUGAUUUUCGGCAUGGUCGAUGGCUAUUUUGAAGUUUGGCCUACAGCGUUCUACAUUAGCGUUGGACAUACAGGAUGGGGAGUGGCACUCGCCUGGGUGGCCAUAGCUUGUUGCUGUGGUUAUGGUGGUCUCGCGAACUCUCUGCUGUCUUACAACGGAUGGUUGCCAUUAAGCCGACUUACAUAUUGCGCUUAUCUGGUUCAUCCAACCAUCAUGAUGUACACCUCUUUCUUGCUCGAUGGACCUCUUCAUCUACAGAACUCUAUAGUGAUAACAAUAUACGCCGGGUAUGCAGUUCUGGCGUUUUUGGCGUCGUUCGCAAUUUCCCUCGCCUUCGAAGCACCAGCUGUGAGGCUUUUAAAGAUCGCUAGCGGGGGAGAUAAGAGUAAAAAAGCUCGCUGAUUACACGAAUUGUGUUGAAAUGAGCUACUAAUGCUACAAAUUUUCGACAUACUUAUAAACAAAAUGUGGAUAUAAAACUCAGUGCCUGUAUUUUUGUUUAUUAAGAAAAUUUAAUGUUAUAAAUUUUUUGUAAAUAUUGUACUCUAUCAAAUUUAAUUUUUUAGGUUAGAAGAAGAAAAAGUAUGUAUUAAACCAACACGUACAGACCAUAUUAAUGUUUUCGAUAAUUGAAAUUCGAAAAUAAAUAUAAGACCCCAUUUAAGGUCUUAUAUUUAUUUUUGAACCAUAUCAAUUUCGGUCGGCUCCCAAAAUUGGAUGUAUAAAGCGAUCUGAUUUUGAAAUGAUAAAUAAUCUAUGGCAACCCAUUGUACAAGAUUAUUGGGUGGAAUAAUUUAUGGUCGUUAUCAAAGGGUCUCUUGAAUUACACAUAGUAUAGACUAUCACGUCUUUGAAAUUAACUCAGUUUAAAGUAAUUAUUUAAAUAAAUAUAUUCCUUCUGCAUAGCGUGUUUAUAAAUCCACAUAAAUUAGUACAUUAUAACUUAUACAAAAUGUUUUGUGUCAUAUACCUAUAUACUCAGUCUAACGCUAUGUGCCAAGGUAACAUAAAAAAAUUAGAUUAUUUAUAAAAGUUACCACUGGUUACCAUUAUUAUUAUCAUUAAGUAUUUAUGUAGUUACCAAGUAAAGUUGUAUUGUAGUUGGAACCCUGUCCCAAUAAUAGAAAUACACAUACCUAUAGACUCUACUCUUGAGAUGUUUCCUGACUACCGGUGAUAAGGUUCCAGCUGACAUAUCAAAUAGUCUACAUAAUAGAAGCAUUGUUAACGUGAACUUCCAUUGAAUAUAGAGAUUCUGUAUGUUACGCAGUUUCUAGAUAAGAUUUAUUCCAAAGGUGAGAGAUUGUAAUAUAUAUUGUUAUAUAUGCAAAUUUGUAAAAACGUAUUUUGAAUGUAAAAUAUUUAGUUAAGUAAAA